CAGAUUAACUUCCACACAGUGUGGUGUUACUGCUUUUACUGAAGGCCUGCGCUCUUGUCCUUUUUCCCCUGCAGUGACUCGUUUGGCCCGCAGGGGGCGACCUCGCCGCUCGCUUUGUUGACACACGUCACGAAAACGCGACGCAGGAACAAGGGGCAUCGUUGUGACUGGAGAAGAGAAAUAUCCCCAAAAUAUGAUCCGCGGACGAGAGCCGGAGCUGCUCUGACUGUCUCCCCCCUCCACCUCCCCCGGAGAGAAACAAAGAUACCUGCCGCCUGCCGACGUCCUUCAGCGGGAGGAGCCGCAGCAGCUGGGAUGAGGAUCCGGCUGCAGGGUCCUGGCCACGCCGCCAGCCUCCUCGCCGAGCUCAACCGCUGCCGCCAGUCACGGCGCUACUGCGACGUGUUCCUGCAGGUCGGGAAUCACACGUUCGCCGCGCACCGAGCGGUGCUGGCCUGCGCCGGGACGUACUUCCGCAACCUGUUCACCCGGGCGCCGUCCUCGUCCACCGCCGCCUUCUCGCUGGAGUUUAUCUCGCCAGCCAACUUUGAGAAGGUGCUUACGUUCGUCUACACGGGGGAGAUCCUGACCGACCUCAUAGAUGUCGGGGUGCUGUACGAGCUGGCUGAGAGGCUGGGCGUCGGUGAACUGGUCAGGGCCUGUCACGCCAUCUUCCCGGACCUGCAAGCUUCUGUGUCGGCAAACUGUAAACCCAGCAGUCCUGGAGACGUCACGCUGGACUCUAGCAUGGCGGCCGCUGCCGCUUCCGUGGUGGCCGUUGUUAAUGCAACUUCUGUAUCCGCGUUGUCCGUGUGUUCAUCGGCCGCCUCCUGCUCGUCUCUGUCUUCGUCUGCUGCCCCGACUCCCGCUGCCGCUCCUUCGCCUCUCUUCCAAGCCAGGGCAGCCCGGGCCGGCCGCGACGCUCACUCCGCGGCUCUGACUCUGGACCUGAAGGCAGAAGACAUCCAGUCUCACGUCGGCUACGGGCAGAUGGCAUCAGAUCAUCAACUACCAGGAGGACAUGUUUUAACGGGCAGCAGCCAGUCAAGUCGCAGUGACAGCUCGCUGCCUCCUGGUGCUGUGCUCCAGCUGAAGAUUGAGCCGGGGCUGGAGGAGGAGGAGGAGGAGGAGGCAGCAGGCAGCUAUGGGGAAGGCAACAUGGUCUCUGAGAGCACAGGUGUCUCUCUGCCCCAGAGCAGCGGCCCUGCUCCUCCCGUCUCCCGCUCCUUCCCCGACUCUUCGGCUCAGCUCGGGGCCGAGGCCUGCGCCCCGACGUCGUCCUCAGGGGAGCCCCUGGACGGCCUGCGGGUCGGGUCGGUGGAGGGCGGCGUGGUCGACCUGCAGAGGCACGGCAGGCUGAUGUUCAGAGAGGUGGAGGAAGGAGACGAGGAGGAGGAGGAGGAGGAGGAGAGCGAGGCUCUGCGAGGGGCCGGAGCCGAGGAGGAGCAGUGGAGGCAGCUGGCAGGCGAGAUCAUCGAGCUGAGCGACAACGAGCACUUCAUGGAGGAGGGAGAUGAAGAGGACGACGACGACGAUGAAGACGACCUCGUGUGCGUGGAGAACGGAGACGGGGGCAACUCGAGCUGCCAGGUAGUGUUUCUGAAAGGCGACGUGCUGUCGUGUAAAGCCUGCGCGGCGCCUCUCCCGGCCGACCCGGCCGCCAUCAGGAGGCACGCCGAGACCCACCUGACGGAGACGGGCCUCUGCAGGCUGUGCGGCGCCUCGUUCCCGGACCGCGCCGUCGGCGUUGCGCACUCGCUCGCCCACGUCGGGUUGCAGCUCUUCACCUGCGACAUGUGCCACCUGCAGUUCUGCAGCCAGAACAAACUGCUGCGUCACCACCACCAGGCGUCCUCCGGCUACACCAUACCGCGGGCGGCGCUCACCAACAGCGGCCAGGGCCUGAGCCCCGAGCUGCAGUGUGCUGCCUGCACCAAACCCCUCAGCAAGGACUUCCAGACGGUCAAAGACCACCUGCUGACCCACGUGUGUCCUCAGAGCCUGAGCUGCGGCGUGUGUCACCUCCCCCAGCUCUCCCUGUGCUCCCUGCUGUGGCACGCCCUCGCCCACCUCUCUCUGCCCGUCUUCACCUGCCCACACUGCGCCCGCUGCUUCGUAGAGCGCCCCCUCCUGGAUAGACACAUGGCCGCGCAUGCUGAGGAGGCGGCGGCCAAGGAGAGGGAGCGCUCGGCGCUGAGGACUUUCAGGGGAGGAGGAGGAGGAGGUGUGGCAGGGGUGGAGGAGUUGCAUUGCUUCCUCUGCUCGCAGACGUUCCGCUCCGCAUCUGCCUUUCAGUACCACCUCAGCCUGCACACCAAGGAGUCCCAGGGGAGCGGUGGAGGCGUUGGGGGCCAAGGCUGGUUUGGCAAACGUAAAGCUGACCAGUCGCUGGACUGUCCUCCGUCUUCCUGCUCCUCGUCUUGCCCACGUGACGUCAGUGGCCUCGUCAAAAGGAGCAACCUGGGCUUGGGUUUCGGCAUGCCCGACAAGUUUUUCCAGGGGCCUGUUCACAGCUUGUCCUCCGGGGCCCUCCCCAACGGGAGCUCGGGGCCGGACGGGGCGGUGGCGGCGGCGGCCCGCGUGAAAUGGUACCGGUGUAGCUACUGCGGCAAAGAAUUCGCCCACUCGGGGGAGUUCACCUACCACCUCCGCAUCCACACCGGGGAGAAGCCCUACCAGUGCAAAGUGUGUCUGCGCUUCUUCAGGGGCCGCUCCACCAUGAUCUGCCACCUGAAGACGCACGCCGGCGCCCUCAUGUACCGCUGCACCGUCUGCGGCCUUUACUUCUCCACGCUGAAGCUGGUGUCGUCGCACAUCGAGCUCCACAAGGACCACCUGCCGCCGGACUUCAACAUUGAGCAGACGUUCAUGUACAACGAUCACUCGAAGGAAGCGCUACCCGCGGUGGACACCUGAUCGGCUCCGGGUCGGCCAGGUGUCCUAGUCCCUUUUACCUCCCCCUCACACUUAACCCUCUGGGUGGUUUUCGUGGACCAUAUGAUAGACUAGGGCUGACUUUCGUAAUCGUUUAGAUGAUAAAAUGUGUGAAAAAUGUCCAAAACUCAAGGGGGGUAUCUUUUAAAUGACUAAUUUUAUCCGACCAACAGUCAAAAACCCCAGAAGUAUUCAGUGUAUGAUGAUAAACAUCAGAGAAAAAGCAGCACAUUCUCUCCACUGAGAAGCUGGAACAAGAGAAUAUUUGGAAUUUCCGCUUAAUAAAUUAGUUAAAUGCUAAUAUUUAUCGUUGAAAUUCUCAUUUAAAUUAAUUUCCUUGUGAUCUAAAUUAAUCAUGUUAAGCUCUAUUACUUUUAGAAAUGUGUUGGACGUGUGAUGUAUCAGAUGCCGGUUACCGAGACGACCCCGUUUAGUGUCUCUGAAGUGAAAAUCAAAAGAAGCCACUAGGUGGCAGUGUUUCCUGUUUCUGUGUCGGUGACAGAAAGAGACGAUACCCGCUCAUAUGAUAUAUCCAAACAGAGUCUGUAUCAGGAUAGGUUUGUUUUUUUAAUGUCAGUGUUCGAUAUUUAAUUACACUGUUAUUCAAGCAGCACCUCGUUGUAGCACAGAAAUUAUUUUCCUAUAUUUGCAGUCACUAUUUUCACACUGAGAUUUUUCUUUGUGCUUUUUAAACCCUUAAAACUUUCACACGUCAGAAUUGUUUCAUAAAAAAAUGCCAUUUCGUCACAUGCUGUCGAGAGCGUGUGUGCGGUGUUUUGUGCAGUAGAAACGAGAGAUAUUUAAGUGCCCAUCAUGUGAUGUUUGUGUCUUACCUCGUAUUUAUGAUGACAGUGCUACUAUUUUUUAUUUUAAUGUUGUUUUUGUAUAUAAUAAAAUAAACGCCUAUGGGGAGACUG
Scophthalmus maximus (turbot) is the source of this 3851-nucleotide messenger RNA. Its product is annotated as zinc finger and BTB domain-containing protein 39. The record is from RefSeq and is a predicted model, not a curated record. Gene Ontology annotation, biological process: regulation of immune system process; regulation of cytokine production; negative regulation of transcription by RNA polymerase II. Gene Ontology annotation, molecular function: protein binding. Bases 316 to 2916 code for a protein of 866 amino acids. NCBI's taxonomy places the organism in Eukaryota, Metazoa, Chordata, Actinopteri, Pleuronectiformes, Scophthalmidae. The transcript has 4 exons.